Mya arenaria is the source of this 1476-nucleotide messenger RNA. RefSeq names its product putative nuclease HARBI1. The record is from RefSeq and is a predicted model, not a curated record. The transcript has 2 exons. Lineage: Eukaryota; Metazoa; Mollusca; Bivalvia; Myida; Myidae. The coding region runs from base 1 to 1476 and encodes 491 amino acids.
AUGGCUGCACCGAGGAGACUUCGAAUGGCACUGCUCGAACACGAACUGGCUCAAGUAAGGUUCCAGUACAACCUGGUCCUGGCGGCAAUACUAAAAGCCGCCGAGAGGGAGCGACAGAGGGCCCGCAGAAGAGAAAGACGCUGGUGGGUGCGAGAGUGGAUCCUACGCAGAGCCCUUUUCGGCCAGUACGAGACUCUCAUGAAGGAACUCGAGGCCGAGCACCCUGCCGACUUCAAAGCCUUCCUCCGCAUGGAGCCACAGAUGUACUAUGAGUUGCUUAACCGAGUUGGCCCCCGCAUUACCAAGAGUACAACGCAUCGAAACCCCUUGGACACUGGGCUGAAGCUGGCAAUCACCUUGAGGUUUUUGGCGACCGGAAGCAGGUCCCACGAUCUUGCGUUUGCGUUUCGUGUCCCACACAACACCAUCGCCCUUUUCAUCCCCGAGGUGUGUCAGGCCAUCUACGACGUAUACGAGGAUGAGAUGUGGGCCACUCCCCAGACAGAAGAUGAAUGGCGCACGGUGGCCGAGGGAUUCGGAGACAGGUGGAACUUCCCCCACUGUUGUGGCGCGAUCGAUGGGAAGCACGUCGCAAUCAAGAAGCCCCCCAAGAGUGGCUCACUCUACUACAACUAUAAAGGCUUCUUUUCUAUCGUCAUGCUUGCGGUGGUAGACUCGAACUACAAGUUCAUCUGGGUGGAUGUGGGGUCACCAGGGUCGUGUUCCGAUGCCGGCAUCUUUAACCGGUCGCGGCUAGAGCCAGGUCUUCGUGAGGGAACGAUCGGACUCCCCCAACCGGAUUCGCUGCCUAAUGACGACCGGGACACACCCUACUACAUGGUCGGAGACGACGCCUUCCCCCUUCGGCAAUACAUGUUAAAGCCCUACCCUCAUCGUCACCUGGCAGGGGACGAGCGGUUCUUCAAUUACCGGUGUUCCAGGGCAAGCCGUGUGGUUGAAAAUGCGUUUGGUAUACUUGUCAAUCGCUUCAGAUGUCUUCUAACAACCCUGGAAAUGAGACCGUCGACAGUUACUAAGACCGUCAUGGCCUGCAUGACCCUACACAACCUCAUGAGGACUCGUUACCCCAACAUCCAGAAUGCCGAUCUCGACCGGGAAGAUGAGCAGGGCCAGUUCAUCGCGAGUGCAUGGCGAGACCAAACCGUGCUCGAAGAUGUGCAAGCAGCAGGGAACGGACCAUAUAUAUAUACUAGCAGAGAUAUCCGGCCGGGUUACGGCCGAGUUCCGGUCGAGUUCCGGCCGAGCAUCGGCCGGUGUCCCUUACAUCGGUCAGCCACCGGUACUAUUCUUUCCAAGGCUCUGUCCCACAUCGGCUGGAGCUCGGUCGGAGCUCGGCCGGUGUCCGUUAAAAAAACCUCGUCCUCUGGUUGUCUCAGAUGCACGGGACACCGGCCGAUACUCGGCCGUGCACCGGCCGACGUGUUUUCCGAUGUGGUUACGAUGGGGCUGCGAUGA